AUGAAACUAGAAGUUUUACCAGGUGAAUUAUGGUUUGCUAUUUUAUCCUAUUUAUCACCUUUGGACGCUUUCUAUGCGUUUAAUAAUAUGGAUAAUGCACGCAUACAUUCAAUUCUAACUGAUAUGUAUUUAAUUCGACGUGAUGAAGAUAAUUGUUCAUCGAUUAUAAAUAUAUCUCUUGCUCAUAUUCCAUUAUUUAUGUAUAAUUUUGCUGUAUCAAAUGUUAUUUCAUUUUAUUCGAAUAUAAUUCAUUCACUAACAUUAUCCAAUGACCAAACACCUGAUCAAAUAAAUAGUUUUCUUGAAAAAUAUUCAUUUAAAUAUGAUUUUACAUAUUUAAAAUGUUUACAUCUUAUUGAACCAUCAUCAAAUGAAUUUAAUUUGAUAAUAAAUGAUUUAUCUAAUAUAAAUAUGCUUAAUAUUCAAUCAAAACAAAUGCAUUCAUUUGAUAUUAAUACUAUUCAACAAAUUCUCUAUAAUAAACCAACAAUAAAACAUUGUUGUUUAAGUCAAUUUCGACAAGAUUUUAUUUUAAAUAAUUCAUAUUCAUUUAUACAAAAAUUAAAUAUUAAUUCAUGUGAUUAUUUAUGUUUUAUUAAUAUACUUAAUCAUUUUUAUUUACUUGAAAAACUAUCAAUAAAUAUACUUUCAAUGCCACGUAAUGCUGUUUUAUCAUCAAUUGAUUUAAUACAAAAUCCAGUAUUGAUUAAAAAUCUUAAAAUACGUGCAUUUAGUAUUCCAUUCGAUUAUUUUCAAAUAUUAUUUCCUUAUUUAGAAAAUAUUCAAAUAUUUUCAUUUGCUAUUGUUUGUGAUGAAGGCUUUGAUUAUGUUAAUAAUGAUAAAUGGCAAAUGAUUAUUAGUAAUUAUUGGCCAUUAUUAAGAAAAUUUCAUAUUUAUAGUGAAUUAUGGCAUUUAACACCGAUUGAUUUUGAUGAACUUUGUCCACAAUUAUUUUCAUUUAGAAAUGAUUCAUUUUGGACUGAACGUCAAAUACAAUUUAUGAUUGAUUUCUAUCAAGAUAAAAAUGAUGUUCAUCUGAUUUUCUAUUCUAGUCCAUAUCCAGAUAAACGAUUUUCUAAUCAAUGGGGUUAUCCGAUUGAUACAGUUCAUUCAUUGAAAAAUACAAAAUAUUCUUCAACAACUGAAAAUACUUAUCAAUAUGUCAAUCGUUUACUCUUAACGGUCUAUAAUAAUAAACAAAUGAAAUAUGAAUUAGAUAAAUCAUUACGUUAUUUUCCAAAUAUUGAUACAUUAACUGUACGAUUUGAACAAAGUAUUUCAAGUGCUUUAUUUGGAUUAUAUAUUAACAAAAUAAUUAAUCUUAGUUAUAUUAAACAUUUAGCAUUAAAUGAAAAAUUUCAUAAUAUGUCAACAUUAUAUGAACUUGUUUUACGUCUUCCAAAUAUGACUAAAUUAACAAUAACUAGUAAUCAUCGUAUAUUAAUUAAACAAAUAUUUCAACGAAAAAAUGAACGUUUAUUAUCAUUAUUAAGUCGUCGUCUUCUUCAUUUUAAUUUAUUAUAUGAUGGUGUUAUAUCUUAUGAAAUAAUUCAAUCAGUACAAUUUAAUUUUCCUAACUUGAAAUCUUUUUCCGCUUGUUUACCACAUUUUGAAGAUUUUCGUGAUGCAAUUCCAUCAUUUAUACGUCAUAUGAAAUCUCUUCAAUAUCUUCAUAUUGGUUUAGAAGGUGAUAAUGAUAAGAAAAAUUUUCUUACACAAGAUAUGUAUGAUUGGUUUCGACGACAUCAGAUUUUUCAAGAAUUCAAAUUAUCUGUUGAUACAUAUACAAAUUCAAUUCAUAUAUGGUUAUAA
Adineta steineri is the source of this 1812-nucleotide messenger RNA. NCBI's taxonomy places the organism in Eukaryota, Metazoa, Rotifera, Eurotatoria, Adinetida, Adinetidae. The record is from the annotation of a GenBank genome assembly.